AAUGAAAAUCUAUUUUAUGACAAAAAAAGGAGUAGUCCCAAGAAGACUCUUCUAUCAAGAAGCAAUGGAGAAUCUGGCGAGCAACAGGCUAUGGUUCAGCCUCCCCUAUAUGAUGUGUAUCUCUGUGAUAACUGUGAUGAAGAAUUUAAUACCUUAAAAGAAGUACAAGAGCAUGAAAAAUGUUGUUGUACAAAUCAGCGACAACCUUCACCCCCACGAGUGACUGAGGAGAGUUCUAAGGACAGUUUUUUAAAUUACUUCAACUUAUUUAAUGCCAAGGGGAAGAACCUUACAAAAAAUGUUGACCAUCCUUUACGAAAACGUGGUUUCAGAAAUUCUUUUUGGUAUUCAAGUAUACCGAUUUCAUCCCCUCUAGGAAUGCUUGUUUAUAAGAAAACACGAGCAUCAGCUACAACUGCUCUAGUACAAUUAGAAAGGCUUGAGCGACAUUGCCCUGCCAAGCCAUCAAUUGUUAAUGAUGACAAUCGGGAUAGAGGAAGUACACUUUGGCCAGUUUCAUGGAAACCUCGUAAGAAAACGGAUGAUGAUUGGGUUCAUGUGUAUAGGAAACCUGGAAGGCAAUGGAGAGGAAGAACAAGAACAUCUGUGCAGAGUAGAUUAGGGAAUAAGAAACAAAAUUUACUUAGUCAGUGCCAGAACUUGCAAGUAUAUGUGAGAAAAUUGACGCCGAGUGAGAUUGCAUAUUAUACAAAUAAUUCUAGUGGUGCCAAGAGAGCAUCUAUUAGUUCUGUUGUAGAACCAAAAUGCAACACUCCUCUUGUGUCUAGACAAUCAACAAAUAGUGUUCAUUUGCCUUCCCAAAAGGUGACUAGUAGUAUAAUUGAAAAUAACCAUUCAAGGAAACAGAAGGUUGAAGUAUUGACAUCAGUGAACAAGCAGAGUACUACCAAUGGAAAGAGGGUUAACAGCAGUUUGGGCAAUGGUGCUUCAUUGAGUAGGAAAGAAACAAGGAGUGAAUUAGAAGCAAAUAUAACUACAAAGUGUGUAGAUGUGAGUGGCUCCGAUUCUGGCAUUACAUCUGAAUUUGGAUAUAUACUGGGAGAAAGACAUUCCCAGUUCCUGCCUCAGACUGAAGAUAAGAAACUUGGCAUAGAUCAUAUUGCAUGGAGACUAUAAAGAUAACUCUUCCUUUUGAUGCUCGUAGUAAUUAAAUACUACAAUCAUUGUUGAUGAUUCAAAUUGAGAAGUACUUCCAAUUGAUCGUGAAUUCAAUGAUGAGCUGCAUUAAGAAGAAUGGCUGCAAGAAGGAUUCUCAUCGCAUCCUGAUGUUAAAAUUGUUCCUGAUGUUUUUGCUGGUCUUCGUUAUCCCACUUACAUGCCCGUAAUAGGUGCACUGAUUCCUAAUUGAGAGAACUGGCGAGUAGGAAAAUGACCUAAGUUGUCUUAUCUUUUUUGAAAUAUGAGUCAUGUAACUAUUUUUGGCAUUUUGUCGCAAGAGAUACAUUGUAUUCUUUUAUUUUAUUUUAUUUCUUAAUUAUUUUUAAUAAAGGUAACUUUAAAUAAAGACAACAUUACCUUUUUCUGUAAUUAGUUCUGCAACAAAAAGUGGACUGGCUCAUAACUGUAAGUUUUGUUUGAAGAACUUACUUUGUGGAUUAAAAUUUUAAAUAAUGAGAAUUUUCAAUGAUAGAAUAUGAUAAUAUGCUGUUUGUGUUUCAAAAGUUGAUUAAGUUCUGUUUAUUGAAAAUGAAGACAACUGUUGAAAGAACAGUUUUAUUUUUUGUAAACAAGUUUUCAGACUUGUUCCUACUUUUUUCUCUACUUCUUUAUACAUACAUGCGAACAUUUAUGCACAUAUGUGUCAUUGCCUCAUACAUAUUAUUUGUAAUAAGCAAGUUACAGUGUGAAAUGUUAAAUCUUUGUGAUAUUAAGUGGUUUUGAAAAGGAUUAAAAUGGUUAGUAACAAAAUUUGUCGGUUCAUAGACAAUUUUAUUACUUUGUAAGAUCAUUCAGGGUUAAUAAAAUGAUUUAAUUAAUGAUCUUUCAGUUCAUGGAAACAGAUUAAAUCCAUGUUGACAGUAUUUAAAUAUUGUAAUUUAAUAAUUCUUGAAAGAGUUCAGUGGCAAAUGAAAAAUCUUUUUUUAAUCCAGCUUACAUUAAAGUAUUCUCAUUUACAGUUGAGAAUAAUGGAGUCCUGAAUUGAGUCAUAGGAUAAUAUUAAUUCCAAUUUGUCAGUUAAUAAUGUUCAUGGUAAAUCAGUUUUCAGGCAAUUCUCUAUGUCAAAUUUUGUAGAGAGAAGCAAUGAUGCAGUUUAUGAAAAUUAAGUGAAAAAUACAUAUCAAAUUUGCAAUAAAUAAGUAAAAGUAAUUUAAAAUAUCAAUUUACUAAAUUCAUUGUAAUUUUAUAGUUUAGACGUUCUUGGUUGACAUGUUCACACACUUUAAGACUUGCAACGAAACUAUCAUUGGCUGCUUCCUCCUGCUCAUGGAUGUCUAUGCUCGUAAUAGUCAUAAAAUUAGCUUCUGACAAAUUCAACGUGCGAUUUUCUAAAUAUAUUUGUAACGAAGAAUUUCAUUUCAUUCAAAGUUGUUCUCUAUUGAAAUUACUAAAAACUAUUCAUGCAACAGUCUUCAUUUCUCGUGCUAAACUGCCGUGGAAAAUGUCUGGAAUAUUCUUUUUCAUUAACUGUCAAAUAUACACCAUCCAGUCUAACUUUUAAAAACCUGAUUUUUGAAUCACGAAGUAGGUGGAGUUUCAGUGAAAUGUGUGUAUUGAUGGUGGUGUAGUGAAUACACUGGAAUCUCGUUAGCACGUUCUCCGUUUCGCCUUUUCCCCCCGCAUAGUACAUUAAUAUUUUCAAGUCCCGGCCCUAAUUCGAUCAAAUUCUUAGUUUAUACGUGUAAUAAUACCGCUUAGCACGUUCAAAGUUUAUGUAGGUAAAUUGCUUCGUGAAUUAGAAGCGUUUUCCGGUGCACGAGUUAUCUUCAUUGUGUGUUGUUUUCAUGGUACUUUGGGGGACCAUUCACCAUUUUCCAGUAGGAAGAAACGUGUUUUAAAUGUCCCCUCCGCGCUUUUAGAAACUUUUAUGAAAAAAAAAAAAAAAAAAUUAAAGUCGUAUCUCAUGAGCGUUUCAUUGACGGGGAUCACCUAACGCUAAUGGCGUUGCCUGCACACGAGUCGUUUAACGCGCGCUUAAAGUAGCUAUUUUUUGCGCUAAACGGCACACGCUCGCUGUUGGCGACGUUAGGCGCACGUCAGGCGACGCGCGUUUGCUCAACGCACGUCGCCAAUAGCGUGCGCGUGUGCACAGGAACCGACGUCGCUACACCAGCGGUAGGUGACGCGCGUCAACCCCACGCUCGUGUGACACAGGCCUUGAUGUGCAUUACUUUUAGUAGUUUUAUUCAAGGUCAUUUAUGAAUAAAUUAGUUCAUCCUGUGGGUACUUGCUUGUUAUUUAGUAUCCAUUAGUUUUCUCUAUUCUACUGAUUUGAAGACGGUGAAAAGUAAAUAUAAAUUGAACAUUUUUCUUUAUCAUGUUUUCCCGCUUAUGACGUUCAAAAUUUUCGAUUCCUUGAAAAAACAUUACCAACGAGAUUCCAUUGUAGUAGUUUUGUGAUUUUAGUUGUAGUGUGUUGUAGUUUAAAACCAUUUCAAAGGUCAAUAUGAUAAACCAUACCAUUAUUUCUUUUCAUAUUUAAUAAUUGUUUCCUGUCUGAAGUAUUUACACAAUGCCUGUUUGUGUAUAGUUUGUUGUAGGUGAAUAAAUUAGUCUUGUUUGACUGCAGUAAGCACGCACAGGUAUUAUAAACAUACUGAAGAUGUCAUAUUUGUCUGCUAGAUGAGAGUUUCUGCUAGACUAUUUUAAACUUAGUUAUAUUGCCAAAUAAGGGGGAAAAUGUUUAUUUUUGAUAAAUUAUUAAUAAAUUGUGGACAUUUUGUAGUUUUCCUCAUAGUGCAGAAUUAAAUGAGGUGAAUUUUAUGAAUUCUAAGGGAGUUGAUUUUUUAAUGAAGUGUCAUUCACACAACUUUGUUUGAAGUCAAAUUUACAACAGAGCAGAUAUUGCUAUGUCCAGACAUGAUAAAUGAAGAUAUUUUAUAUUGCUUUUUCUAUAAAUUUUGAUACAGGCAGGAAAGAAGGUAUUUUCAACACAUCUGAAAAUUAUUAAAGCUUAUGUAAGAGAUACUCUCAUCUUAAGACAGUAUUAUGUUGUUAUCUCAGAUAGAAAAUAAAAAAGUACACAGUUUAUUAUGUAAACCAUGGGUGAUAAGAAAUACAAUUUGCGGUAACCUUGAUCACAUUUGGCCAUUGCAUCAAACUUUCUUUAAAGUAAUUCAGAAUGAAAACUUAAGAAAACUUUCUUUAAAGUAAUUGUUUCUUGUAUUGAAAGUUAUCAGAAUAUUUUAAAAUGAAAGUUAAAAUGAGACUCUCAGUACUUGUUGGUAAUUCUUUUUCUAGAAACAAAUUACAAAGUAACAAUAGCAUACAUUUACAAAGUUGGAAUGUGUUAUUUAAACAAUAAUUUAAAUUGAUUUAAUGCAUUUUAUUCUUUAUUUUAAUUGUGCUUGCUUGUAGAAUUUUUUGGACAUUUUUUCCUUCAAUGCAAUUAUGAUGUGUGCAAUUAUAUUUCAUCUGUUAAAGAUUCCUUUAAAAAAAAUCCAUGCAGGUUAUUAAUUUUAAGGGUUGUGAGACUAAAUUUAGGUACUGAAAGAUGCAUUCAUAUAUCUCUCGGGUAGGUAUCUUUGUGAACAAAAUACAUAUAAAAAAGGUACCUAUUUGGCAGCAAUUUAGAACAUGUGAUUAGUAUCAAAAUCAAUAAGUCUCAUGUGCUGUUUGUAGAUUUUAUUUUAUUAUUAUUUUAUAAACCAACCUGACUAGUCACAAAAUAUGACCUCCCAUUAAAAUUGAGACGAAGCACAGGCUAGAGUAGUUUUCUUUUUUAUCUUUGGUUAAUAUUAUUUUUUUUGCGGCAAAAUCCUAGGCAUUUUGUUUCUAAGACAGUUAUUUGGCAUCAUUAAAAACAAUGAGCAAUGAAUAUAGUGUUUUAUAUUUUAACUUCUUAAUUUUCAUGAAUUUCUUUUGUAGAAGUUUGUUCCUCUAAAAGAAAUAUUUGCGAUUUUCUAAAUCCUAUCUAUUUAAUUAUUAUUGUCAGAAUUAUCACUCUAAUUUGGGUUUUUUUGCCCGUAAUAAAGGCAAUUUUCAGUUGAUGUAUGUGGGAAAUCACCAGUUGUUUGGAAUUUUUAAACAUUGUUUCUUGUGAUUCUUUGAAAAUCCUAAUGAGAUUUGAAAAAUGAAGAAACUUAAACUUCUUUUAACAAAGAAAUAUUAGAAAUUUCUUAUCUUUAAUAGACAUGUCUUCUGUUUUCCACAAAUAUAAAAUUUAAUAAUUUUUAAUUAAAAUAAAUAAUUUUUAUCAAUGUUAUUUUGUCAUGUUAUUAAAGUAUGCACAUAAUAAGUCAUUGAUUAUAAAUUAACUUGUAGUACUUCCUGGGUAAUUUGUUUCUUGGAAAAUUAAAUUUUCCACCUUAUCACUUUUUUGACUGGAAUAAUUCUGUGACCAGGAAUAAGCAAAGAAGAAUUUUUUGUAAAUUUUAUACCUUUCAGGAGAAGUGUAUCAAUUCCAACUUUUUAAAAUAUGCCUUACAUACAGAUCAAUUAAUACAUCUUUGCAGGUGAUGAGAAGAGGUGGGGGGCACUGGAUUUCUUCUGAAAAUGACAAUGCAAUUUUUUUUGGUUUUAUUUUGUUUUAUUUAAGAAGUUGAUUUUAAAUUACAUAUUGUUAAUUAAAUAUUAUACUGUAAAUAGGCAUUCAUGAAAUUAAAUAGGCAAACAAAAUAUUUGUUUGGAUAAGUGUAAUUAAGACAAGAUUUUUUUAUCAUGUUGGAGGAAGUCUAUAAUUAUGAGUAAAGAGUGAGACAAGGCAUCUCUUGUA
Gryllus bimaculatus (two-spotted cricket) is the source of this 5893-nucleotide messenger RNA. NCBI's taxonomy places the organism in Eukaryota, Metazoa, Arthropoda, Insecta, Orthoptera, Gryllidae. The record is from the annotation of a GenBank genome assembly.